Molecule: messenger RNA, 3522 nt
Organism: Mangifera indica (mango)
Lineage: Eukaryota; Viridiplantae; Streptophyta; Magnoliopsida; Sapindales; Anacardiaceae
Exons: 7
Coding region: 356-2974 (872 amino acids)
Biological process (GO): positive regulation of transcription by RNA polymerase II
Cellular component (GO): MLL1 complex; Ino80 complex; NSL complex
Molecular function (GO): protein binding; G-quadruplex RNA binding
Source: RefSeq, a predicted model, not a curated record
CCUUUCCCUUCGUUCUCGUCAUCUUCUGUAGAAGAAGAAUCGCACGUGCCUUGACCUGACAAAGAUUCCACAGAAAAUCCAUGAAAUCCGCUGUCAUCUGAAACCGCCGAGUCAUUGCCCAGUGUUCAUUUAUAAAAUGCUCACCGUGCUUGUCAGCCCAAACAAACGCAAUUAUUUAUAAAUAUAUAAUAAACUAAUAAUAUUAUUAUAUUUAGGGUUUUUUUCUCUGCUUAAUCCCCAGCUCUGUGCUAUUUCCACGUCUCCCUCUCACAGGAAACAAGCAAGCUCUAAGAGAGAGGGAGGGAGAGUCAAGUAGAGAGUGGAGACAAAGAAAAGUUUUUGAUAGAUUUUAGUGAUGGGAGCUCUCGCUCCAAUUUCUCCUUGGUUACCAGAAGAUGACCUUCUGCUAAAAAACUCUAUUGAGGCUGGUGCUUCCUUGGAAUCACUUGCUAAAGGUGCGGUGCUUUUCUCCAGGAAAUUCACUGUUCAAGAACUGCAAGCUAGGUGGCAUUCUCUUCUUUAUGAUCCAGUUGUUUCUGCUGAGGCUUCUUUUCACAUGAUUGAUUUUGAGCGUUCUGCACCCACUCUACCAUCAAAAUUCAGUAGAGCUGGAAAUUCAAAAGAAAACAGAAAAUUUUCUGGUAAGAGAAAAGUAGAAACUGUCCGCAGUUGUUAUUAUGCUUUGCAUAAGAGAAUUCGAAAUGAACCUUUUAACCCUAUGGAUUUGAGUUUUCUUGUUGCACAUGGCAAUGAAAAUUUCUUAGGAAAUGAAGAAGAACCUCUAUCUGGAAACUGCAUGCUGAGCCAUCCAAUGCCAAAUCAUUAUGGACUACAAGAAUUGAAUUUGGAUAAUAUGGCGCAUGCUUUUCCUGAACUGGAUGGUGGAACUGUUGGUGAGAAUGGUUGCCUAGCUCAUGGUUUUCAUGGGGAACUUGUUCACCCAGUUGAUGAAGAUUUUGUUAUGCAGCAUGAUAAUAUUCAAGAAGAUAUUCCUGAUAUAUUUGAAGAGAAUCCUCCUUUUACAAGGCAUGGCCCUGGGCUUGAGGAUUUGGGUCAACCAAAACUUCCUGGCCUGUUUGGAGCAGAACAUUUAGAUGCAAAUCCACCAUCUGCCUAUGGACAAAUUCAUAAUGAUCCAGGAAAUGUUUGUUCUGAGUUUGAAGGUAACCAGGUCUUUCAUGCACCUAUUCCUGAGUGCAAUGGUUCAUUUCAGAACUUGGAGUACCCAUCUCCACUUCCUGAGAUGCCAAUCUGGAAAGCAGUUGAAGAGAUAUCAACUCCAGCUAUUCCAGUUGAUGACAGCCUUAGAGAAAAAGAUAUGCAUACUGGAGAUACAUUUGCACUUAAUGAUGAUGGUGGUGAGGACACAAGUGCACCAGGAUGUGACUUUGUCCAUGCAGAUUCAAAUUUAAAGAUACAGAUGUCAUGUGAUGAUUCAAAAAGUCCUGCUGCUAGCACAGAAAAUUAUCUGGCUGAAUUGUCUAAUUCUCUUCUCAACUUUACAAAUGAUGAACUCCUCCUUAUGGAUGUUGAUGGAAAAGAAAUAAUUGAUAAGACUUACUAUGAUGGUCUUUCACUUUUGUUGAGUUCACCAAAUGAGGUCAAUGAAGACCGCUUGCCCACUGCAGAACAAGAGACACCGGCUACCCUAUCAAAUUCAUGUGGUAUACUUCCUACAGAGUCAGUUGGAAAAGUCCAAAUGCAAUCUUCUGCAUCUGCUCUGGAUCCUCAUCCUGAACUGGUUGAUGGAAUUAUUUGCUGCACAUUGAACACGGAAGAUCCAGAUAUUCCUUCCAAUGAUGAUGUUUUCCUACUCAUUCAUACACACCGUCCCUCAUCUCCCAUUGCUACCCAGCGCAAUUUUAAAGAAGUUGGUAAUCCAAUUUCUAGCUCUGUUAGGGACUUUCGAAGCAGCCAAAGUUCUAAUGAAGGAAAUCCAGUCUUGAUGCUGAGAGAUCAGGAAAACCUUGUACAAUCUCAUGUCUCAUCUGAAAUGAUUGGAUCACAGGUGAUACCAGAAAAACGUCAACUGCACUUGGUUCUUGAUUGUGGAGUUAAAUUUAAGUCCCCACAUUUGGCAUCUAGAACUUCAGCUAUUGCUUCUGGUGGUUCCAAACAAAUUAAUGCAGUGAAUAUUGGCACAGACGCUCUUCAGCAUGCAAGACUGAAGGAAGAGAAUGAGGAGAUAGCAUUGGUGAAGGAUCUUGGUUGUUCCUUGAUGGAUUCUUUUCCAGAGAAGCCAGCUAUUGGCUCUGAUGGCUACAAAAGCCAUGAAAGAAAUGCUAGUGGCAUUAAACAGGAAUUAGAUGCUCUGGAAGCUAUUCAAGAUCGUCAAGCAUCAAAUGCAGAAGCAGGAUCUAUAAAUAUCCCUGAUUCAGAACCUGUCAUAAAUCCUCCAACUUCAGAGAUAGAGCUAUCAAUUGAGAGUGAUGAUGAUGUACCAUAUUUUUCUGAUGUUGAGGCAAUGAUACUUGAUAUGGACUUGGAUCCAGAUGACCAGGAUUUAUAUGAGCAGGAAGUCUCAAAAUAUCAGCAUGAAGAUUCUAAGAAGGCGAUUAUGAGGCUUGAACAGGGUGCUAAUGCUUACAUGCAAAGAGCCAUUGCUUCUCAUGGAGCCUUUGCCAUUUUGUAUGGCCGCUAUUCAAAGCAUUAUAUUAAGAAACCAGAGGUUUUACUUGGUAGAGGUACAGAGGAUGUUAUUGUUGACAUUGACUUAGGAAGAAAAGGGCGUGCAAAUAAAAUAUCUCGACAGCAGGCAAUCAUAAGUAUGGACAAAGUUGGAUCUUUUCAUUUGAAAAAUCUCGGCAAGUUUUCAAUAUCAGUAAAUAGCAAGGAAGUAGCCCCUGGACAGAGUCUGACCCUUAAUUCCAGUUGUUUGAUUGAGAUAAGGGGAAUGCCAUUCAUAUUUGAGACAAACCAAACUUGCACAAAACGGUACCUGGAUAGCAUCUCCAAAGAAAAACCAAAUUCAUGAGCUCCAAGUUUGAAUCAUCGCUCAAAUAUCAUGAACUAGAAUGCCAUGCCCUCAGAAGGUGCUAAUUUUUGGUUGCACUUUCUGGGUUCCUUUUUCCAGCCAUGUUUGCAUCUGUAGUAUUGUAACUAGGUCUUUUGGAUGAAGGGAGAAUAGGAUACUUACUAAUUCUACAAGGCAUUUUGUAUUUCAUAGAGCUAUUUCUUCUCUGACAUUUGUAUGCAUUUGGGUGAGACGUAGGUUAUAUUGGUAAUAAUAUCGCGUCAUCCGCAAGGAGCCAACUGCAUCUCCCUUAAAACUUUAGUCAAUGGGACUAUAAGCAAUGAUCGGAAACUCAGACUGGACCGGACCUUUCAAUUCAACCUGGAUCCAAAGCCAACACUCUCUAGGGGAAUGGUCCAAUGGCUAGAGUUUAACCAGGCAAGCUACUACAUUGGGUUGUGGUUUAAAGGAUUUGCGGACUUUAACAGGUAGCAAUGCUUUUUUUGAGUAACACCAUGUACACGAAAAAUGAACAUAAAUUUAAAUACAAAUAAUGACAUGUUAUUAUA